Messenger RNA from Racocetra fulgida, 1700 nucleotides. NCBI's taxonomy places the organism in Eukaryota, Fungi, Glomeromycota, Glomeromycetes, Diversisporales, Gigasporaceae. The record is from the annotation of a GenBank genome assembly.
CAAAAAAUUUGAUCGAAACUUAUAUGUCUGUUAUAAUCUACCAAAAUAAGAAUUCUCUGAUUAAAAAACAAAUAAUUCCUUCUCAAGUUACCGCACCUGUUUUUAAUUAUCUGGAUUUUUUACAAACUCUUGAUUUAUUGGAAUUAUCCGCUACAAUUCAUGAUGGUAUGAAUCCAAAACAUCUCACGGAAAAUUCAAAAAAGCAUCAAUUUCCUUCGAUCAGUCAAUGGUGUCAAUUUAUAAGAGUUCCUUCUGUAGAUAUUCAUUCUGAUCAUCUAAAUAACAAAAAUCUCAAAAAGAAGGUCGAUUUUUAUGCUGUUCUACAAUUCCUUUCUACAAAACAUUCUUCAAACUCUUCACCAAAUUCUUCAACUUCUUCAACUCGUGUCAACAAAAAUACUGAAAUGUCUGCUGAUCGAAUUGCUCACAUAUUUUGCAAAAUUUUCUCAAAACGUUGUCCGAAACUUCAUCAAUUAUCCGUGGAUUUGGUUUCUAGGCGUUGUAAUUUAGAUGAAUUUCCUUGUAAUUCUCUAAACUCAAGAUUAUCCGGUUUUUCUACUAAAUUUUUUCGUCCAAAAUUUAAUCAUUCUCAAUUAACUCAUCUAAUUUGCACUACAAAAGUUUCAAAACGUGAUCUCUUUACUACCCUAGCAAAAGACGCUCACAAUAUUUCAAAACUUGAUGUUUGCAUAGAUUAUUUAGACCAUAACCAAUACUUUUGUGAAAGAAUUAUAGAUGUUUCUUAUGUUGAAUUAGAAGCUUUAAGUUUAUCAACUCUUAUCAAAUCUCAAAAACGUCUCACUCACCUUUCUUUACAUACUUUUCCCGCUGGAUUACAGGCUAUUUGUUCUGCUAUUCAUCUUCAUUCAAAUUCUCUACGUUCUUUAAGUUUCGUCGGUGUUUUCUUUUAUGGUUGGGAAAUUUUACCUAUUCUCGCUCCUUUAAGGAUGCUCGAAAAACUACAUUGUGAUUCUUGUCAUUUCCAAUUAGUUUUCGAAUUAACUCCUGAACCUCACCCCCCUGUUCAUUUAAAAUUCCCUUUUCUUUCAAUACUCGAUAUGAGUAAUUCUUAUGUUGAACCCCAAAUUAUGAAAUACAUUUUAAACGCUUCUUCUAGAAAUUUACAAUACCUUGAUCUUGGAAAAAAAAUUCAAGAUCCAAAAUCACCUGAUGAUUCAACUAUAAUGUUUGGUUCCGUGGCAAACAAAUUUCCUGAUCUUAAAUAUCUUAAAACUUCUUUUCAUGAAACUGAAAUUUCUCAACUUCUUUCAGUUUUCGAAAAUUGCAAGAAAUUAGAAACUUUUAUUCUUUGUCAAUUAGAAAGUCUAAAUUCUCAUGGGAUGAACGAAUUAUUAAAGAGUUUAACUAAUUUUAGGUUACCAAAUUUGAAACAUUUUGGUAUAAGAGGUUCAAAUUACGUUUUUUCCCCUUCAAAUUUACAAGUCUUUUUAAGUUCUUUGAAUGAAAAUGGUGGAAUUAAUUUGAAAACUUUGGAAAUUAGUACUUCGAAUUGUUUUAAUAACGAACAUUUAAAAGUUAUUAUAGAAUACGCGGUAGAUGUAAAAUCUUUGAAUAAGUUGGAUCUAAAGGUUUAUAGAGAGUUAAAUAAGGAUCUGGUGAAGCAAGCUUGCGAGAAGGUUAAAGAUGUUAAAUAUGAAUUGUGGAAUGUUGAAGAACAAAAAUGGCAAAAUAAAUUGUAA